Sporothrix brasiliensis 5110 is the source of this 339-nucleotide messenger RNA. RefSeq lists its product as uncharacterized. Lineage: Eukaryota; Fungi; Ascomycota; Sordariomycetes; Ophiostomatales; Ophiostomataceae. The transcript is spliced from 2 exons. The record is from RefSeq and is a predicted model, not a curated record. Bases 1 to 339 code for a protein of 112 amino acids.
AUGCCUGCGCCGACCGCCGCCAAGAAGGUGGAUGUGCCGGUGGCCCCAGAGGCCCAGCCGAUCUCCCAGGACGAAGUCGAGACGCUUCUCGACGCGGCGGCCGCAGCCAAUACCCUGACGCUGACCGAAAUCCCCGCCGAGACAUCGACGCCGAUCCUGCUCGGCGCCAGCGACCCCGGCAGCGACGACUUUGCGGCCGGCAUGGACAUUGACGAGGAGUCGCGGCCCAAGUUUGCGGCGGCCAAGGACGCCGAGACGGCCGUGCGCCGCGAAGUGCGCAAGAUUCCGAUUCCGCCGCACCGCAUGUCGCCCUUGAAGACGUCGUGGAGCAAGAUGUAG